Gymnogyps californianus (California condor) is the source of this 2936-nucleotide messenger RNA. It is a transcript of the gene TMEM184A, whose product is annotated as transmembrane protein 184A. Lineage: Eukaryota; Metazoa; Chordata; Aves; Accipitriformes; Cathartidae. The record is from RefSeq and is a predicted model, not a curated record. Gene Ontology annotation, cellular component: early endosome membrane. Gene Ontology annotation, molecular function: transporter activity. Gene Ontology annotation, biological process: transport.
CUGCGAGCUAUCUCCGUCCUCCUGUUAAUGUUUACAAGGCAGGUACGGCGGCGUCGCUAUCUGUCCAAAGACCAGAUCCCUCCCAGCUCUCCCCAGGAUCCUUCUUCCUGCUGGCUGGGCAGGGCCGCAAGACGGUCGCAGGGAGGAAAAACCCGGCUCCCCGCUGCCUUCGUAACACUGUCAUCGGCCCCGCUUUCCUUCCCGCCAUCUCCGGCUCCACUUCCCCGCUCGCGGGCGCAGAUGAGUAAUGCCACACGUGCCUUGCCCUCUCCCACGGCACCUGGCACCCUGGGGCCCAGCACGGUGGCCAGGCUGGCCUCAGCCCCCCCAUCCCUGGCCCUUGCCCUGCUCACGGCUGCCCACAACGACUCCCAGGAUGGCCAGCAGCUUUUCCUGACCACGACAGCAGCGCAGGUCAUCUCCAGCAUCUUUGUGUGGUCGGCACUCAUCGUCACCUUCCACCAGAUCUACACACACCUGAGGAAUUACACCGUCCCCAAGGAGCAGCGCUACAUCAUCCGCAUCCUCUUCAUCGUGCCCAUCUAUGCCUUCGACUCCUGGCUCAGCCUCCUCCUCCUCGGCAGCCACCAGUACUAUGUCUACUUCGACUCAGUGCGCGACUGCUAUGAAGCUUUCGUGAUUUACAGCUUCCUGAGCCUCUGCUUCGAGUACCUCGGAGGGGAGAGCACCAUCAUGACAGAGAUCCGAGGGAAGCCCAUUGCGUCCAGCUGCUUUUAUGGGACCUGCUGCCUUCAGGGUAUGUCCUACUCCAUCGGGUUCCUGCGCUUCUGCAAGCAGGCCACGCUGCAGUUCUGCAUCGUGAAACCCCUCAUGGCGAUCGUCACCAUCAUCCUGCAGGCGUUCGGGAAGUACCACGACGGGGACUUCAACGUCCAAAGCGGCUACCUCUACAUCACCAUCAUCUACAACUUCUCCGUCAGCCUGGCACUUUACGCCCUUUUCCUCUUCUACUUCGCCACCAUGGACCUGCUGCGCCCAUUUGAGCCAGUCCUCAAGUUCAUCACCAUCAAGGCAGUCAUCUUCCUCUCCUUCUGGCAAGGGACGCUGCUUGCAAUCCUGGAGAAAUGUGGGGUGAUCCCUGAAGUUCAGAUCAUCGAUGGGAAGGAGGUGGGAGCUGGGACGGUGGCUGCUGGCUACCAGAACUUCAUCAUCUGCAUUGAGAUGCUCUUUGCUUCCAUUGCCCUGCGCUAUGCAUUCACCUGCCAGGUGUACAGAGAAAAGAAAGAAAACUCAACAGCAAACCUUGCCCCAAUGCAGAGCAUCUCGAGUGGGCUGAAGGAGACCAUAAGCCCCCAGGACAUCGUGCAGGAUGCGAUCCACAACUUCUCACCCACGUACCAGCAGUACACCCAGCAGUCAAUGCAGGAGGCAGAGCGCAAAGCGCCGGGGGAGAACGGGCACGUGGCCUCCAAGGUGGAGGGACCGAGCAGCAGAAAGAGCAAAAACAUUGAGAAGAGAGUGCUGAUCCUGUCGGACGAGGAGCUGUAGGAGGUGUCAGAGGGGACAGUGACACUGGAGAGGUUUAAACUCAUGCAAAUGGGAGCUGUCUCGAGCCUGAGACAACCUGGUCUAAUCAGAGUACCGAGAUGCCAGGAGCUCUACCCAAAAAGCCAGUCUCUCGAAGAGAAGAUGCAAUAACCCAGGGAAAGGUUAAAUCAAAUAGUGCCAGCUUCUGCUGUCCCAUCUCUACUGGUGUUAGGGACUGGGCUGUCUUUUCUCCUGCAACUAAGCAGCCCUGCGUUGCGGUCUGGGCUUUGGCCCCCCCACUGCUGGUGCCUUGAUGCCAGCUCUGUGCCCACACUGGGGGAUGCCAGGCAGGGAGGGGAGCUGGGCUGCAGGACGGACCAGCCGCCCUCGCCCUCCUCUUACCUCCAAGCAGCGCUGAGGCCUGAGAGAAAUGCUUUUCUCAGCACGGUUCUGCUCUAGUUUCUCCCAGUUUGAGUAAAAAAUGAUCUCCAAGGGCCCCGUGGAGAAAACCAGCCCAGGAAGGUGACUUCACUUCACCUCAAAACCCGGUAACGGUUGAAAGACGUCAUUCCUUAUUUUUACAUCUUUUUGCCUCUCCUUCUCCCAGAAAAGCCUAUGGAGUUGUGCAGAAGACCUUUACCAGGGAGGAAGAGUAAGUCAUCCUCUUCUCCCUCCAGAUGGGGAUGCAGCUGUCCAAGCAACUCCCCCAGGAGCAGCAGCAGGACCUCAGAUGGGGCUAACGCAGGGUCUCGCAGCUGCAUUUCUGAGAGCGGUCAGUGACAGAAGCACUUGUUUAUGUCUAAACCAGCUUAUCUCUGAAUGGAUCAGAAGUUAAAAGAGAUUCCAGCUUCCUUAUCAGAGUCUUUAUUAGGGAACCAGACUGUGACUGGUGGUGGUAGGAAUGUGCUUACUGGGAACUGUCUGUUCCUCCUAACCCUUCGCUAUUUACCGUCCCUGGGCUUUGCCCAACCUGUGGGAAGGCAGGCGGGAGCUGAGCCUGGCGGGUGACGGUGGCGGGGAUAGAGAGAUGCUGGGGGAUGCUGCUGCUUGGGGCAGGACCGCUGGCGGGGGAAGAUACUGCAUGGAGGGAUUCUCCUCAUAUCAGUGAUGGAGAGCGCGCAUCCUUCUGUUAAACUUUCUGGGUUUUUUUUCCCCAAUUUUUAGUCCAAUUUCUAUUCCCUUGUUAAUCAGAUGAUCCCUGGGAACUUACUUAGGCACUGGCUGGGCUGUUGUUUGGGGGUGGGAGCUGGGUAGCGAAAGGAUGAAGGCAAGUCUACAGCCUCAGAUUUGCAGUCGCGUGGCAAACAACCCAAUGGGUAAGGCUUAGAGCCAUUUUACACACAACUCCUACCAGGUGUUUUUUUUCCCUGCUCUUAAGCUGCAAAAUGUAAAUCACUACAUGAAAUUAUUUUAUUUAUGAAUUUUUUUCUAAUAAACAGCAAUUUCUA